Molecule: messenger RNA, 762 nt
Organism: Dioscorea cayenensis subsp. rotundata (Guinea yam)
Lineage: Eukaryota; Viridiplantae; Streptophyta; Magnoliopsida; Dioscoreales; Dioscoreaceae
Exons: 3
Coding region: 1-762 (253 amino acids)
Molecular function (GO): zinc ion binding
Source: RefSeq, a predicted model, not a curated record
AUGAAGAAAGUCACUACCACCCUACUGCCUCUAGAAUUUUUGAAGAAACUUGAGAGAUCUAAGCAAUUGAGUUGGUUCUAUACCACCACAUGGUCAGGUGGAGACAAGUACCAAGUACUAGACCCUGAUGGUCAAUUUGUUGUUGACAAGAAAGAUUGGUAUUGCUCAUGUAGGAGGUGGAAACUUAGUGGUAUUCCCUGUGGUCAUGCAGUGUCUAUGUUAUAUUACAAUAGAGAAAAGCCUGAAGACUACCUGCACUCAUGCUAUGAAGUGAGAACCUUUAUGGACACAUAUAGGCACAUAUUAAACCCCACUCGUGACAAGGACUCAUGGCCAAAGAGUGACCAAUGUCCCAUUAUCCCACCAGAGCCAGUGAACAAUAGGAGGGGCAGGAGAACUAUACUAAGGAGGAGAGAAAUGGAUGAAAACCGUGGUUUUGCCAAGGGGAAAGUUAGUAAAAAGGGUGUGAAGAAUAAAUGCAGCAUGUGUGGUGCAACAGGACAUAAUAAGAGAUUUCAUGGGCAGGACAAUACAAACAUGUCAGCAAGAACAUCACUGGCACAAGGUUUUUGUGGUGAGGCACUCCAAAAAGGAACAGUUUCAAGAAGGCAACUUGAUGCUGGGCAAAGGACUCAACUGCAACAAAAAGAUGGAAAAGAAAGCAAUAAGACAGGAUUGGUUCACAACAAGAGGAAAGCAUGGUUACCACCAGGAGUUGGAUCCUCUGCAAGUGUAGGUGACACUUAUAGGAAGGCACCUUGA